AUGGCCCGGUCCUCCAGUAUGACCAGCGACGGUCAUGAGCGCUUAGAGCCGAGGCUUUUACGGGCGGCGGAAAAUGAUGAUGUCGACUCCCUGCUCAAAGUUCUCGCGCUCGCCCACGAAUAUGGCCAGUUCAGUGAUAAUUUCCUUCGCGUGGGUCUUAUGCGCAGCGCUGAACGAGGCUGCGUCAACGCAACCGAGUUUCUGCUAACGCAGGGCGCGAAGACGGAUGUUGCUGGGAAUCGGCUCUCGCCGCUUUUACGUGCGGUCGAGCGCGACCAUUAUCAAAUUGUGCGGCUCUUACUCGAUCAUGGGGCAUCUCCUGACAGUCAGGAUAAGGACGGAAGGACGGCGAUAAUGACUGCGGCGUGGCUUAAUCGUGCGGAUAUCUUGCAGUUAUUGAUCAUGCGCGGGGCGAAUGUGAAUGUUCUUGAUCAUCGGAAGAGAAAUGCUCUACACAAUCUUGCGGCUGAUAAGGAGUGUAGGUGGGGGUGGGGAGAGGAGAUUGUUGAGUUGUUGUUAAGGCCCGAUUGUCAUAUUGACACAAAUGGGCAAGACGAGCUGGGAAGGACCCCACUGCAUUGGGCUUGUGCGACUGGAAAUUGGAGGCUGGCACAGUUACUUUUGACGAGACCGGAUGGUUCGAAAAUUGAUGCGACAGAGAUGAGAGGGAAGACGGCACUGCAUAUUGCUACUGCGCAUGAUCGGGCUGAUAUCGUGCAACUUUUGUUGCAGCAUGAGGCUGCUGUAAAUGCUUGCAGUGAUGGAGGAUGGACGCCGCUUCAUAAUGCCUGUGAGAGAGGAUGCGAGGCUAUUGUUUCUAUUCUUGUGCGCGCAGGCUCUCACAUCAACAGUCAGUUACUGAAUGGUGUCACACCUUUGCAUCUUGCGGCGCAAGGUGGACAUCGUGAGGUGGUGGAGUGUCUUCUGAAGCGACCUGAUCUGAAACGUCGAGUUCGGGACAACUUUGGCAGUACUCCGUUCCUGCGUGCAGCUCAAUUCAAACGCAAAGAUAUCGUCCUGCUCCUCGCUCCGUUCAAUAACGUCGACUCUCUCUCCGACGAUGUCAAGGAAGCUAGUAAGGCCUUCGAUGCGACUGUUGUUGACUUUGGCAACUUCCACAACGAGAAUCGUGUUAAGAAGAUGUCUGUUUACAAUCUGUUAUAUGGCCGGGAUCCUGAAAAUCCAAGGAAACAGGCUGUGACAACUAUUCCUGCUGACAGUCGUGCAACUGACUUCCGAUGGAUACACCUGCCAGCAAAUAACAUGGCUUGGGUGGAAGCGCUUAUGACCAAGUCGUUUAUUGAGGAGGGUGCUCACGAUGUGGAUGGCUUCAAAGGUCUCGAGAAAUCUUUCAAUUAUCAACAUCGCGGACAAAAGAUUCAUUCGCACUUUAUGCGGCCUUUGUGUCAGAAUACACCGCGAACCACGAUGCGGCGAUGGGAGAAGGAGAAGGAGAAAGAGGACGAAAAACCAGAAGAACACUCGCAAUAUGCUCCUUCAUUAAGUACGGUGGACACCACAAUCAAUCGCAAACAGAAAGGAUCAAGCAGUAAACUUGACCGCGUCGAAUCACAUUCACACGAUGAAAAAAAGGGUAACCGCAGCCAGAAGCGAAGCAAAGGGGGCAGCAAUCCAGGAACUCCCAAGUGCGAGACUAAAAUCAAGUCCCCAUGGGGUUCAAGUGACAAAUUGGCUCGAUCAGCCCAAUUGACCCUAUCAACUCUUUGUAAAGACCCCCAAGGCCUCGUUCCCGGAUGCAAUGUUUGUGUCUUUAUGCCAUAUCUGCAUUUCGAAACCGCCGAACGGCGACAGAAAAUGCAGGAUGCCAUCCAGCGCGCUGAGACCCUGAGUUUUCAACCGAGUAUGAAAAAACUUCGCAUCAAAGAUGAGGUGCUUCUUGAUGCGCAUUUAUCUGCUUCGACCACUUCUCUCCAUGUCCGCCGAACACUUGACCAGUUCUUCUACCCAAAUAUUGAUACCCAGAGCCGCGACCAAGACCAGGUUGUCUACCGGUACCAGACCAAAGGCCCCGGCCGUGAUGGGCCAGGAACGGAGCCCAAAAUAUUCAUGGUUGAUCAGCUAUGGAUGUGGGUACUAGGGACAGGCCUUAUUGUCACCAGUUUUCCGCAGCGAUGGGACCAACCUAAAAAUGAUCCGUUGAACGUGUUGGAUGGGAUCAUUGAGGAUAUCAAUUCCAAAACCCGUGACCCUGUCAAAUCGGUAUACGACCUUGCUAUCAUUAUCACGAACCGAUGCUCGGGAGUCUUUGAUCGACACCGUCUUGGCGAUGAUGAAUUCCAGUUUUUGGACAUGUUUGAAUCCUCUAUCGGUAUAGCAACUGAUAGAGAGACAUUGCUCUUCAACCGGUUCAAUCAUGCAUCUGUGCAGGCGUCAGCUUGGCUGAAAAGCCACCGUAAAUUGAAUAAAUUCUCUCACAGCUCCGCUCGCUCAAUUCAUGCCCGUGACGGAGUUGUAGAGGAUCAUCCGGCCGAGAAUGAGGAAAAUUAUCUUGACGAUGGCCAGCCACUCUUUGUCGACCGACUCCUCGACAUUGGCGAAGAGACAGAUCUUCUUGCAGAGGCUAAGGAUAUUCGGGAUGAGCUGAACAUGAUUCGCACUGUGCUCGACCACCAAAAGCACGUCCUCCAAGAUUUUCAAGAAGUGAUAUGCGAGAUUUACCAAGGGCAGCACCGCUCCCAACACGAAGUUAAGAAACGAUUUAAGGACCAGCAGCGCAUGAUCGACAUGCACUUGAAAGAUAUUGAGCGUAUGGACAAGCAGGCUGAACGUAUCUACCACUCCAUCACCGAUCUACUCGACCUCAAGCAAAAACACGCCAAUGCCUUUGAAGCCCGCUUUGCUCGCGACCAGGCAGCAGGAACCACCCGCCAAAGCAAGACAAUUAUGGUUUUCACCAUCGUCACAAUCGUCUUCCUGCCUUUAUCCUUCAUCACCUCUAUCUUCACCAUCAACCUAAAAGAAUUCAGUAAUCUGAACCUCCCAUACGUGGCCAAAUACACCUUCGGCGUUGGCUUCGCCAUUUCCAUCCCCCUUGUCUUCCUGGCUCUUUCGGUGGACGACAUCGGCGACUUCUUUCGCAUGGGACGUCGCUGGCUAUCUCGCAAGAAUGAGCCUGUACCGACAUCAGACCGCGAUAUUCAGCUCCAGACACUGGAGUUUGAGAAAAUAAUCAGCUUGGCGCGAUCGCGUCGGAGCGGUGAGCUGGAUUAUGGGCCUAGCUUGCUGCCUGUUUCGACUCGCGGUACUGGAGUGUCGAGGAGAUUAGAUCCAUAUGCAAAUGGGCUGGUACAUGGAAAUAUGCGGAAAAGCUAUGAAUUACGUCGUAGUGCAGAUUAUAGGCCCUAUACAUGA
Molecule: messenger RNA, 3372 nt
Organism: Penicillium maclennaniae
Lineage: Eukaryota; Fungi; Ascomycota; Eurotiomycetes; Eurotiales; Aspergillaceae
Product: ankyrin repeat protein
Exons: 1
Coding region: 1-3372 (1123 amino acids)
Biological process (GO): transmembrane transport; metal ion transport
Cellular component (GO): membrane
Molecular function (GO): protein binding; metal ion transmembrane transporter activity
Source: RefSeq, a predicted model, not a curated record